CUAGUUAAUUAAACCAAGAUUGAUAUUCGCUUAAGCAUAAAAUUUAGAACCUAGUUGAGUUCUAAAGUAUCCGUCUGAAAGAAGAACGAAAAAGAAAGAAAAAUCUCCAACGAUCUCAGAAUUCAGAAACGAUAACAAUCAAUCAAUCAAAUUCCGCUCUCAUUCUUUCUCAAGAUCUCCAUCUCUCUCUGUGAUUUGAUCAAUUCGAUCGUUGCAGUGUGGAGAUGAGGUUCUUCAGGAAGAUUGCAGGAAUUCUAGGGUUUUCCAAGGACGAUUCUCACGAUGUCAAGCAUGAAGAUGACGACGUUGAUUCCGAUAAUCAUGCUCCCGAUCGCGUCCAUAUGCACGGCACUGGUCUUCCUCGGAGAGGCUUCAGCGUCCCAGUCCAAGUCGCAGUUAAUCGCUCUAACCCCGGCCCUAUUCUUCGUCCCUCUACUUCCGGCGAUGGUGGAGUUCAGGGUUUGACAUGGUAUGCAAAGCGUCUUCGAGUUGAUGAAGAUGGAGAUGUAGCUGAACAGUUCCUGGAGGAGGUCAUACCUGAAGUUCAAACCAGUACUACAGACCAUCCAAAGCCAUUUCCACGAUUUCAGAUAAAUAAUAGAAAUAGACCAGCUAAAGUAGAGAACCAAGUUAUAUUGCGGGAAGGUAAACUUCAACAAUGUAUUGAACAUCAAGGUAAAUUGUUAUUGGUAUGAGAAGACAAAAAAACCUGAGAAAUGAUUUGAUCCCUUCAGCCAAUGGUAUUCAGGUUCAAUUUUUUAGUUUAUUUGCACAUGGUGGUCAAUUUAUGAGGAUGAUAUGUCUCAUUUUGAUGAAAAAAAAAAGGAAGAAAAACUUUGCUUACAGUACAAAAGUUUGCAUCAACUGUAUUAAUGGGUUUAGAUUGUACUGCUCUGAUCAUUUGAACAUACGUUGUGAAAGCCCUACAGGUGGAGAUAAAGAGGAAUACAGAAAUGGGCACUAACACACUAACUAUUUGAAUCUGCAACUUCAAGGUGUUGUUUAAUCUCUCUCUCUCCCUCUCUCUAGAGUUCUUCAUUUGUCAUAAGGUUGAAUUUAUAAAGAGUCCUUUAUGUAUUAGUUCUAUGAGUUGAAUGAUUGAUAUUUUUUCAGUAUAGUCAGCUAAGGUGGUGAGGUGUGAAUCAGUGGAUGUGAAAAUAAACUUAAGAUGCUCCAGAAUGUUAUGUUGUGUGUUCAAACAAUUCAAUGUUAAUUAUUUGAUUCCACCUUUAUUUUUAUGGCAUGAUUUUAUUUAUUUAUUUAUUUA
Benincasa hispida (wax gourd) is the source of this 1267-nucleotide messenger RNA. RefSeq lists its product as uncharacterized. NCBI's taxonomy places the organism in Eukaryota, Viridiplantae, Streptophyta, Magnoliopsida, Cucurbitales, Cucurbitaceae. The record is from RefSeq and is a predicted model, not a curated record.